AUGGAGAGGAACGCUGCAACCAAACCAACUGACAACACAUCCAAACAGUACAAGGACAUAACCACACAGGUAGCAUACUACAUUGCCAAGUGCAUAAAUCAGGGGUUGACAACCCAUCUCCCACAGCAAUAUGUCUGUCAAAAGGAGGAGGUUCUUGCUGACCAGCAGCUCUGUAACCAGGAGAGAAACUCCAGCCUGGACCAGGAGGACCCAGAGCCUGCACAGAUUAAAUUGGAACACAAGGAGCUCUUGGCCAAUGUACAACAGCAACACAUAUGUGUGGAGGAGGAGGUUCUUGCUGACCAGCUGCUCUGUUACCAAAGUAGGAAUCUAAGUCAGGACCAGGAGGACCUAGAGCCUCCACAGAUUAAAGAGGGACAGGAGAAACUCUGCACCAUUCUGAACCAGGUAUUGACCCACAUGAGAACACACACAGGAGAGAAACCAUAUUCUUGUGAAACAUGUGGGAAAAGUUUCGCUCAAAGUGGUAAUUUGUUGAAUCACAUAAGAACUCACACAAGAGAGAAGCCGUAUUCUUGCAGCACAUGUGGGAAGAGUUUCAACCUAAGCAGUCGUUUGACUGUACACUUAAGAAGUCACACAGGUGAGAAGCCUUAUGUUUGUGAAACAUGUGGAAAAAGUUUUACCCAACAUGAUGAGGACUCACACAGCCACGUGAGAACUCACACAGGGGAGAAGCACUAUUCUUGUGAAACUUGUGGGAAUAGCUUUAGAAAAUAUUGA
Molecule: messenger RNA, 744 nt
Organism: Stegastes partitus (bicolor damselfish)
Lineage: Eukaryota; Metazoa; Chordata; Actinopteri; Pomacentridae
Source: RefSeq, a predicted model, not a curated record